Pecten maximus is the source of this 1434-nucleotide messenger RNA. RefSeq lists its product as uncharacterized. The record is from RefSeq and is a predicted model, not a curated record. The transcript is spliced from 2 exons. Lineage: Eukaryota; Metazoa; Mollusca; Bivalvia; Pectinida; Pectinidae. The coding region runs from base 280 to 921 and encodes 213 amino acids.
UGAUCAGUGUUUGUGUUACGUAGAACAGUAGCACAAAUAGAUAAUAUAUAUGAAUAUAUAUAUAUAUCAUUAACGACGAGUUGGACAGUCUUGUAAGUAGAGCUGUCAAUAAUCUGAGAAUACGGAUACUGUUGAGACAGCAAUGGUGUUGUUUUAGGAAAGGACUAAGCGCUCAGAACAAUUAUAUUCUGGGAAAGACGGGUAUCUAAUUACCAGACUGCAGCAAUUAGCUGAGGUGGAAUUUCAUUAAUUUAAAGUGAACGCCCACGAGGAAAAAAAAUGGUGGCGGAACAAAUGCGACCUUCAGAUAUACGGUUCACACACGACAGUGUGAGCUGUAGGUUUUCUGAUGGACACACACUUGAAGAAACAUUUAAAGAUCUUCUGUAUGAUGAUGUCACAUUGCCUCCGUUAGUUGUCAUGCACUACAGUGGAUAUUGGUUUGUGGUGAGAGGCAAUCGGAGACUUUAUCUUCUCAAAAAACUCGAAGAUAUAGGGAAAAUUCAACAGGUCACAGUUAUUAAACGUGCAUUCCAAGAUCAUUUAUUUUACAAACAAUUCACGACGAAGAAUAUGGGAAUAUCUAUUCGAAUAAGAGGUAACCGGUUUAUUGAAGGAACAUUACGUCAGUGUAUCAACGAUUGGAGGUACUCAAAAACUCGGCCUUCCAGCAGCAUUUUCACGGGUGACUUUAUGGAUUCCAGCAUUAGUUCUUCCAGCAGCUCUUCCAUGGACAACUGGAUGGAUUCCUACACCCGGCCUUCUUCCAGCAGCAUUUCAAUGUACGGAUCCGGGAGUAUCCCUCGCCACUCUUUCUCAAACUAUAGCCCCCCUUCGAGGACCCCACCUGUCAGAUCCUACACACCGUUGCCAAGUCCUCCACCGGCAAAAAAAGACGAUUCCUGGUGCACAAUACUGUAGUGACCAUUGUUGGAUUAUUGUCGCUGUGAUUGUUUCUUCGCCUAUCUGUAUCUUUUUGAUAAAACUGACUCGGGCCCAAACCGAAAUAGUCAUAGUUGUGGUUAUCUAUUUAUAGUUUUUUUUACGUGUUUUCAGUUAUUUUCUCUAUAUGUUUAUGAUAUAUCACCAGUUUAUUUAUGCAUGAUUUUUGUUCCUAAAUGCAAUUUAAGCCAUUACAGUGUUCGCAAAUGUAAAUUUAUACAUUUAUUGUGAUUUGAAGGAAUCCUAACUACACAAUCACGUAACUUUUUAUGCAUAAAUACAGUGUGUUUUGAUUUCACCUUGGUGUUUAUAAUAUAAUGACAAACCUAUCAUACAUAUACAUAUCCCAAAGAUUGUACAUUUGUAAAUAUGUCAAAAAAAAACAAUAGAUGUACAAGACAUUGUGAUGUCAUGUUAAUUAUGUCUAUAUGACAUAAACUAUGUACUUACUACUAUACGUAUUGUUGAAUUAAAUUGUUGCUCAUAAUUUAA